CAACAUGUCAUUCUCAAAUAGCAUCAUGGUAUUCAAAAGUCUUUGUUUAAAACUCCCGGUUAAAAUUUCAAUAACAUUUCCAAGUGUAUGUAUAAUGCAAACAAACGUAGUCACACGAAUUUCUUGAAAAAAAAUAUAAACAAAAACAUUAAUAAUCAGUUAACACCCGAUAAACACAACAAAUUAAGAUGCGUUUGAUUAGUGAUUUGAAAACGGAGUUGUAUUCCAUGUUGUCAGAUAUGUAUUUGGUAUCAGAUAUAAAAAUUGAAUCUCAAUUUUAAAAAAAUAAUGAUCAAUCAUGUCAAACAUAUAUUCAUUGAAUCUAUUUGCUCCAGUAAAUUUGAAAACAAGAAAUAUGAUCUAAAUUCUCUAUCAAACAUGCCCUUAGAUAUCCAUGGAAUGAUAAAAUAAUGCAUUCCCGUUUGGUCGCAAGGGUUAGGUUGCCUUUUUGACUUUAGCAUCAUCACUUUGACAUAUAUGAAUAAAUUAUAAUUAUAGUUUUCUUAGUUGACUGAAAAGAAGGAUGAUGUCCAAAACAUAAGAAAUGCAUUCACAUCUGCAUAUCUAUUUAUUCUUCAUUUCAUGAUCAUACCAAGAGAUAUUAUCUACUAUAUAAUGGAGUGAUCAAUUUCAAACAAAAUGGCAAUCGGGUAUCUACUAACUUAAUUAGUUCCAUAUUCUGAACUUAUGGUCUCUAUGGAGAAUCCACCCCAAUUGCCUUUGUUCAUUUUAGCUUAUUUUCUACUACUACUUACUGCAAGUUGCUCAGUUUUAAGACGAAACGAGACCGAUAGGCUGGCAUUGCUAGCUUUCAGAGCGGAAAUAACUCGUGAUCCCGAAUGGGUUGUCGCCUCGUGGAAUGAUUCUCUACACUUUUGUCAAUGGUGGGGUGUCACAUGUGGAAGGAAGCAUGAGAGAGUCACUAGAUUAGAGCUCCAAUCUCUUCAAUUGUCUGGCAGCAUAUCGCCCUACAUUGGAAACUUGAGUUUUCUCAAGGUCUUAGACCUCAGAUUCAACAGUUUCAGUGGUCAUAUCCCAUUAGAAGUUGGCCACUUGUUUCGGCUUGAAAUUCUAAACCUCCAAUCCAACUCUUUCAGUGGCAAAAUACCAAGAAACAUAUCAGGUUGUUCCAAUCUAUCACGUCUUAGUUUAGGUUCCAACACCCUGGUUGGUAAACUUCCUACUGAACUUGGUUUGUUAUCCAAGCUUAUGAUCCUUUCUUUAUCAAACAAUAGUCUAGUGGGGGAAAUUUUACCUUCUCUUGGCAAUCUAUCUUCUCUUGAAGUAUUCACAAUUACAAUCAAUAAUUUUCAGGGGAGCAUUCCUGAAUCCUUUGGACAGUUGAGAAGACUGAAUACUCUUUACCUUGGUGCAAACAAGUUGAGUGGUCAGGUCCCUGUUUCCAUAUACAAUAUCACCUCACUUAAAAACCUUUCUUUUCCAGUAAACCAGCUUCAAGGGAGUCUUCCCCAAAACUUGGCACAUCUACUUCCAAACGUCGAGAUGUUGAGACUCCAUACGAACCAAUUGCAUGGACCGAUACCAAUCUCGAUCUCCAAUGCCUCGAAGCUCUCGAUUUUUUCGGUUUCCAACAAUCAGUUUACGGGAAAAGUCCCUGUCCUAGCAAACCUAUACUCUCUCCAAGAUUUAGGCUUAUCUAAUAAUGUUUUUACAAACGAUGACUUGAGUUUUCUAUCCCCACUAGUUAACUACACCAAUUUGGAAACUUUGCAGAUAAGUGACAACAACUUUGGAGGAAUCUUGCCGGAGUACAUAAGCAACUUCUCCACAAAGCUCGCUAAAAUGACAAUCGCUAGGAAUCAAAUACGAGGGAAGAUCCCCAGGGAGAUUGGAAAUCUUAUCAACUUGGAAGCCUUGGGAAUGGAGACAAAUCAGUUAACUGGUACAAUACCAGGAUCAAUAGGUAAACUGCAAAAACUUCAAUCUCUAUUUCUUAAUGGAAAUAGACUUGUAGGGGCUAUCCCACCUUCUAUAGGCAAUUUAACCAUGUUGAUAAGAUUAAAUCUAAGGGAAAAUAAUUUGGAGGGAAGCAUACCACCAAGUAUUGGGCAAUGCCAACAAUUGCUAGAGAUGUCUCUUGCCCUUAAUAAUCUUAAUGGUUCCAUACCAAAGGAGGUCUUUGUUACAUCAUUGUUUGCUUUUGAUUGGUAUGAAAAUCAUUUGAUUGGUCCCAUUCCCAUGGAAGUGAGCAAGUUGGUAAACCUUAAUUAUAUGAAUAUUUCCAAGAACAAGUUAUCUGGAGAGCUUCCAAAUAGUUUAGGUAGUUGCAUACGCCUAGAGACUCUAGCCUUAAGUGGCAACAUGAUUCGAGGAACCACUCCCCAGUCUUUGAGCUCCUUGAGAGGAAUUCAGAUUCUUGACCUGUCUCAAAAUAACUUGUCUGGCGAAAUUCCAGAAUAUUUUGAGAGCUUCCAGGUUUUGGAGUACUUGAAUCUCUCAUUCAACAACUUUGACGGUGAGUUACCUAUGCAAGGGGUCUUUAAGAAUGCAAGUAAGUUUUCAGUCACAGGGAACUUAAGACUUUGUGGAGGAAUACCUGAACUAAAGCUAUCCAGCUGCAAAUCCAACCAGCCCAAGAAAUUGUCUCCUAAGCUAAAACUAUUCGUCAUAAUUGCUGGUGCAAUUAUUGGUCUAAUCUCAAUGUUGGCUUUUGCUGCUCUAUUUUGGCUGAGGAAAAAAAGAAGCAUGCUUCCACCAAGCUUGUUGCAACCUUCUAGUUUGCAACUAUCAUAUAAUGAUCUCUUCAAAGCAACUAAUGGAUUUGCUCCUUCUAAUUUGAUCGGCAAAGGUGGUUUUGGUUCAGUGUAUAGAGGAAUUCUUGAUCCAGAUGAGAUGGUCGUUGCAGUGAAAGUGUUCAACCUUCAAUACCGAGGAUCCUUCAAGAGCUUCAUGGCUGAAUGUGAAGCCUUGAGAAAUAUUAGGCAUCGAAAUCUUGUGAAGUCGCUAACCGUGUGUUCAAGUAUAGAUUUUCAAGGUAAUGACUUUAUGGCAUUGGUCUAUGAGUUCAUGGUGAAUGGGAGCUUAGAAGAUUGGUUGUAUCCUGUUGAUGGAAGUCAUCAAGGUUUGAAUCUUAUGCAAAGGUUAAAUAUUGCCAUAGAGGUGGCCAGUGCUUUGGAGUAUUUGCAUAAUCAAUGCCACAUAAAAAUUGUCCAUUGUGAUCUAAAGCCAAGCAACAUUCUUCUUGAUGGUGACAUGACUGCCCACAUAGGAGAUUUUGGAUUAGCAAGAAUUAUUCAUGAAGCUUCUGAGCAUUUAUCUUUGGAGCAGACAAGUUCAAUUGGACUAAGAGGUUCUAUAGGCUAUACCGCCCCAGAAUAUGGGAUGGGUGGUAAAGCAUCAACUGAUGGUGAUAUGUAUAGCUAUGGAAUCUUGCUACUGGAGAUGUAAACGGGGAAAAAACCAACUGAUGACAUAUUCAAAGAAGGGUUAGACCUGCACAACUUUGCAUUGAUGAGUUUGUCAGAAGGAAUAUGGAAUGUUGUAGAAACUAGAAACAAUGACACUCAAAAUACCCACAGGUUUCUAGUCUCCAUUAUUCAACUAGGACUCAAAUGUUCUGUCACACACCCCAAAGAGAGAAAGGAUAUUAGCCAAGUUGUAGCUGAAUUAUCUUCAAUUCAGAGGAUUCUCCUUGGAAAUGGGGCUCGAGGUGCACUCAAAAAUCAAAAUGGUUUGGAUUUCGUAUAAUCGUCUUCAGCAAUGGAACUUAUGUGGAAUUUAUGAUUUGAAAGAUUAAUAAAAAUGCUUCGAUUAGACCAUUUUCUUUCCAUUAUCAAUUAGAUUAUUGUACUCUACAACUCCAUGAAGAGUAAUUCAAUGAGAAAACACACAUUUAUUUGAAGAAACGCAG
Momordica charantia (bitter melon) is the source of this 3871-nucleotide messenger RNA. Its product is annotated as putative LRR receptor-like serine/threonine-protein kinase At3g47570. Gene Ontology annotation, biological process: protein phosphorylation. Lineage: Eukaryota; Viridiplantae; Streptophyta; Magnoliopsida; Cucurbitales; Cucurbitaceae. The record is from RefSeq and is a predicted model, not a curated record. Gene Ontology annotation, molecular function: ATP binding; protein kinase activity; protein binding.